Vanderwaltozyma polyspora DSM 70294 is the source of this 435-nucleotide messenger RNA. RefSeq names its product Chz1p (gene CHZ1). Bases 1 to 435 code for a protein of 144 amino acids. The record is from RefSeq and is a predicted model, not a curated record. The transcript has a single exon. Lineage: Eukaryota; Fungi; Ascomycota; Saccharomycetes; Saccharomycetales; Saccharomycetaceae.
AUGGCUGAAGAAUUAAAGGAAAAACGUGAACUAGAAGUGGAGGAAGAUAACACAAAGAAAGAUAACUCUGACAAGAAAUCUAAAGUCAAGAGAAGAAGAAGAAAUUAUGACGAUUUAGAUGCAGAGGUCACCAAAGAUGAAAAAUCUAGAAAGACUAAAAGUGGGAAGUCUGGUAAAAAUGGUUCUGAUUCCGAAUCUGAGGUAGAUGAUGCCAAAUUAGACACUAUGAUUAGUUUAGAAGAUGAACAAGAAGAUGAUUUAGCUGAAAUUGACACUUCAAAUAUCAUCGUCACUGGUAGAAGAACUCGUGGUAAGAUUAUUGAUUACAAGAAGGCGGCAGAAGAAUUAGCAGCUGAAGGUAAAAUAAGUCUCGAUGAAGAUGAAGAUGAAGAUGAUGAAGAUGCAAAGGAAGAUGAUGGAGAGUUUGAUGAAUAG